Messenger RNA from Diatraea saccharalis (sugarcane borer), 604 nucleotides. Lineage: Eukaryota; Metazoa; Arthropoda; Insecta; Lepidoptera; Crambidae. The record is from the annotation of a GenBank genome assembly.
CACCCUGCACGCCCUCCCCGCCCCGCCCGCCCCGCAACACUACACCGCCGCCAUACAGGACGCCGCGCACACCGUCCUAGAGAAAGAGAUGGCAUGGUGGCGCGAGCAGGUAGCGAGGCACCUAUCGCGUGCCCACUCCCCCUCCACACCGCACGCGUCACACGCCUCCCACGUCUCGCAACACGACAGACAGAUGCAGGUGGCGCAGAUCCAGUCGCUGGUGAGCGGCGGGGACGUGAACGGCGCGUUCCAGGUGGCGCUGUCGGCGGCGGACCUGGCGCUGGUGGUGGCGGCGUGCCGCGCGGCGGAGCCCCCCGCGGUGUUCGGCCCGCCGUGCCGCCUCAAGCAGCACGUGCUGCUGUCGCUCGUGCAGCAGCUGGCCGCCGACAUGGCGCACGACACGCCGCUCAAGCACAGGUACUUAGAAGAAGCUAUAAUGAACUUGGACACAACCAACCCGGUGACCCGUGAACACCUCCCAGUUGUAGUCAGAGAACUCCAGAAACAGGUGAUGUCGUUCCUGUCCGCGCAUCCGUCUCACUCGCUCGCGCGGCAGUUCAAGAUGUUGCUGAUGGCCGCCGACUCGCUCGUGAAGGCGGCCUGA